CAGUUGUCGCGUUCGGCAGCAGAUCGGAACUAUUAUUUGGAUCCUAUACGCAAGGCGAAGAAUUUACUGGUACUGUCCACUUCGAGCACGCGUUUCCAUUGGAUUUAAAUUAGAUUUACUGAAAUGUUGCCCUUUCGAUGGGGCUUACUGAUUGGCGUGGUGCUUCUCAUAGCAUACACAAAUGGAGCGGCAAUAGAUCAAUCAUCUGUUGACGAUGAUGCUGAGCUGACUCCCCUGACUGAUUUAGAGAGAACUAAAAGAAGCUUUAACCGAGGACAAACACAGUCUCAGUACUUAAAUUUCGGCAAACCCGAACAGGAUGGCAAGGCAGAGGCGGAGGCAAAUGAAAAUGGCUCACGAUCUCACGUUUCUGGUACUCAUGGCAUGGGUCAAGCACAGAGUCAAUUUUCGUCAGGAGAUUGCAGAGACUGUGCUGGUGCCGGGCUAGGUGGUCAGCCCGGCCUCAUCGGUAGACCCGAUGCUAUAAUAAGCCUUCCUGCAACACAACAAGGCGGAGGUAGUCAGCCCGGAUAUGGAAGUCAAGGAGGAAUUGGCGGGCAACCCGGUGUCGGUGGUCAACCCGGAUUUAAUAAUCGUCAGCCAGGUGCUGGAACUCAACCAAGUGGAGGAUUUAUCGGCGGUCAGCCAGGGUACGGAACUCAACAAGUUUCCGACGGACAGAUUGGUGGUCAUCCAGGAACUAGUGGUACCCAGCCCGGACACGGAUCUGAAGGCCAACCCGGAACUCAACAACGAGUUGGAGGGCAGCCUGGAUAUGGAACUCAAGGAGGGAUUGGGGGACAACCAGGAGGCCAGCCUGGCUAUGGAAGCCAACCAGGAGUUGGUGGGCCGUCUGGAACAGGACGCGGAGGACAGCCUAGCCAUGGAACUCAAGAAGGAAUUCAUACACAACCAGGAAGUGCAGGUGGUCAGCCAGGGGUAGGAGGACAGCCUGGAGCUGAAGGAACCGGCAGUCAGCCCGGCUACGGCACCCAACAAGGAGUUGUUGGACAGCCUGGUUAUGGAACUCAGGGUGGACAACCAGGAAGUGGAGGUGGUCAGCCAGGAACUCAGUCGGGAGUUGGUGUUACCGGCAGUCAACCCGGUUAUGGAACUCAGACUGGUUCUCUCGUUGGUCAGCCUGGCUACGGUACUCAACAAGGAGUUGGAGGACAGCCUGGUUAUGGAGCUCAGGGUGGUCAACCAGGAAGCGGAGGUAGUCAGCCAGGUUACGGAACUCAGUCGGGAGUAGGAGGACAGUCUGGAAUUGGAGCACCCGGUAGUCAGCCCGGCUAUGGAUCUCAACCUGGAUCUGGCGUAGGUCAACCUGGAUCUGUCGUGGGUCAACCUGGAUCUGGUGUGGCUCAACCUGGCUAUGGUACGCAACAAGGGUAUGGAACUCAGCCCAGCUACGGAACUCAUCAAGGAAUUACAGGACAGCCCGGAUUUGGAGGAAAUCCGCCAGGCUAUGGCGUUGGCGGCAGCCAACUUGGAUACGGAACUCAGCCUGGUCAGUCUGGAUACACCACUCAACCUGGAUAUGGAACUCAGCCUGGUGGCGGACAGCCUGGAAUUGGCGGAGGUCAACCUGGAGCAGGUGCAGGUUUGCCUGGCUAUGGAACUCAAACCGGAACAGGUGGACAGCCUGGCUAUGGAACUCAGCCAGGUGUUGGCGGACAACCUGGAAUUGGCGGAGGCCAACCUGGAGCAGGUGCAGGUUUGCCUGGCUAUGGAACUCAAACCGGAACAGGUGGACAGCCUGGCUAUAUAUCGCAACCUGGAGUUGGCGGAGGUCAACCUGGAUCUGGUGCAGGUCAGCCUGGCUACGGAACUCACACCGGAAUAGGUGGACAGCCUGGCUAUGGAGCUCAGCCAGGUGUUGUCGGACAACCUGGAAUUGGUGGAGGCCAGCCAGGAGCAGGUGCAGGUCAGCCUGGUUACGGAAGUCAAACCGGAAUAGGUGGACAGCCUGGCUAUGGAGCUCAGCCAGGUUUUGGCGGACAACCUGGAAUUGGCGGAGGUCAACCUGGAAUAGGUGCAGGUCAGCCUUCGUACGGAACUCAAACCGGAAGAGGCGGACAACCUGGCUAUGGAAUUCAACCUGGAACUGGUGCUGGUCAGCCUGUCUAUGGAACUCAAGCCGGAACAGGAGGACAACCUGUCUAUGGAACUCAGCCAGGUGUUGGCGGACAACCUGGAAUUGGUGGAGUUCAGCCAGGAGCAGGUGCAGGCCAGCCUGGCUACGGAAGUCAAACCGGAAUAGGUGGACAGCCUGGAUAUGGAACUCAGCCUGGUGUUGGUGGACAGCCUGGAAUUGGCGGAGUCCAGCCAGGAGCAGGUGCAGGUCAGCCUGGCUACGGAAGUCAAACCGGAAUAGGUGGACAGCCUAGAUAUGGAACUCAGCCUGGUGUUGGUGGACAACCUGGUGUUGGCGGAGGCCAGCCAGGAGCUGCGUACGGAACUCAACCCGGAAUAGGUGGACAGCCUGGCUAUGGAACUCAGCCAGGUGUUGGUGGACAACCUAGUGUUGGUGGAGGUCAACCUGGAACUUCUGCUGGUCAGCCUGGCUACGGAAGUCAAACCGGAAUAGGUGGACAGCCUGGCUAUGGAUCUCAGCCAGGUGUUGGCGGACAGCCUGGAAUUGGCGGAGUCCAGCCAGGAGCAGGUGCAGGUCAGCCUGGCUACGGAAGUCAAACCGGAAUAGGUGGACAGCCUGGAUAUGGAACUCAGCCUGGUGUUGGUGGACAACCUGGUGUUGGCGGAGGCCAGCCAGGAGCUGCGUACGGAACUCAACCCGGAAUAGGUGGACAGCCUGGCUAUGGAACUCAGCCUGGUGUUGAUGGACAACCUGGUGUUGGCGGAGGUCAACCUGGAACUGCUGCUGGUCAGCCUGGCUACGGAAGUCAAACCGGAAUAGGUGGACGGCCUAGCUAUGGAUCUCAGCCAGGUGUUGGCGGACAGCCUGGAAUUGGCGGAGUCCAGCCAGGAGCAGGUGCAGGUCAGCCUGGCUACGGAAGUCAAACCGGAAUAGGUGGACAGCCUGGCUAUGGAACUCAGCCUGGUGUUGGUGGACAACCUGGUGUUGGCGGAGGCCAGCCAGGUGCUGCGUACGGAACUCAACCCGGAAUAGGUGGACAGCCUGGCUAUGGAACUCAGCCAGGUGUUGGUGGACAGCCUGGAAUUGGCGGAGGUCAACCUGGAACUGCUGCAGGUCAGCCUGGCUACGGAAGUCAAACUGGAAUAGGUGGACGGCCAGGCUAUGGAACUCAGCCAGGUGUUGGCGGACAGCCUGGAAUUGGCGGAGGUCAACCUGGAACUGCUGCAGGUCAGCCUGGCUACGGAAGUCAACCCGGAAUAGGUGGACAGCCAGGCUAUGGAACUCAGCCAGGUGUUGGUGGACAACCUGGUGUUGGCGGAGGCCAGCCAGGAGCUGCGUACGGAACUCAACCCGGAAUAGGUGGACAGCCUGGCUAUGGAACUCAGCCUGGUGUUGGUGGACAACCUGGUGUUGGCGGAGGCCAGCCAGGUGCUGCGUACGGAACUCAACCCGGAAUAGGUGGACAGCCUGGCUAUGGAACUCAGCCAGGUGUUGGUGGACAGCCUGGAAUUGGCGGAGGUCAACCUGGAACUGCUGCAGGUCAGCCUGGCUACGGAAGUCAAACUGGAAUAGGUGGACGGCCAGGCUAUGGAACUCAGCCAGGUGUUGGCGGACAGCCUGGAAUUGGCGGAGGUCAACCUGGAACUGCUGCAGGUCAGCCUGGCUACGGAAGUCAACCCGGAAUAGGUGGACAGCCAGGCUAUGGAACUCAGCCAGGUGUUGGCGGACAGCCUGGAAUUGGCGGAGGUCAACCUGGAACUGCUGCAGGUCAGCCUGGCUACGGAAGUCAACCCGGAAUAGGUGGACAGCCAGGCUAUGGAACUCAGCCAGGUGUUGGCGGACAGCCUGGAAUUGGCGGAGGCCAGCCAGGAGCUGGUGCAGGUCAGCCUGGGUACGGAUCUCAACCAGGAGUUGGUGGACAGCCUGGAAUUAUCGGAGGCCAACCCGGAAGUUCUGUGGGUCAGCCGGGCUAUGGAGCUCAAACAGGAAUUGGAGGACAGCCUGGCUAUGGAAGUCAACCGGGACAGCAUUACACUCAAACUGGAAUUAGCGGAGGACAGCCUGUUAUCGGCGGUAGUCAACUUGCUGCACCUGGUCGCUAUACAACUGGCCCUGGAAUCGGCCUUAAUACUGGCAGUGUUGUUGGUGUCCCAGUCGGUACUGGUACUGGCACUGUUGGAGGAACAGCUCUUCUUCCUGGUGGAGGUAUUGGCGUCCCUAGCACUGGUGGAGUUGAUGAUGCUUUCUCGCAGGCUGAGUCUGCCAUUGGUGACGGCCAAGCAUCGGCUAGUGCCCAAGGCAAGAAGAAUGGAGGUACAGCAAAGACGCAAGUCUCUGGCACCUAUAGUACGGGCAGUUCUUUCAGUGCAAGCGCGAUGACCUCUGAUGCGGAUCGUGCAGCAAGUGCACAAGUAACAGGCAACGCUGAUGGUGCCAUGAGUCAGUCUCAAGGCUCUGGUGGUCCUUCCCAAUCUCAAGCUCAAGUCCAACUUAACGGAAAGGACGGCGGUACCAAGGCCUCAUCACAAAGUGGUGGUAUCAUACACCAAAGCCAGAGCGAAGUCCAAGCAAAUGAUAAGGGUGGCUUAGCCGAUGCACAAUCUAGCGGGCCCGGUCAGACAUCAUCUCAAGCUCAGAUCGGCUUCCGACCUGGUCAGGAUAACAAUUCUGCAGCUACGUCAGGAGGUGGACAAGCCUCGGCCCAAUCGGGCAGCCACUCUGGCCAGAGUCAGUCGCAAAUACACGGCACAUCCAGCUUUGGUGUAUCCUAUCACGGCGCUGCACAAUCUGCGUCUGGUACGAAGGAGCAGGUGGCCACAUAUCGAGAACAGAACAGAGAGCUAUUUAACACAAUCAGUCAAUUUGGCAGCACUGGAAAUGCAGUUACCGAUCGCGUUGACACCGUCUAUAGCGGUCCAUCUCUCGCUUCGGAAUCAGAUAAAAUACCGGAACUUCAGCUAAAAUCCACAUCGACUAGCAAGGAGAACAAGGCCGACAGCGAUAAGCUCAAUCAGCCUGAAACCCCAAGAGAAGAAGACGGAGAAGUGGAGGAGGAUGAGGAACCCUAUGAUGAAUACGACGAAGAUGAGUACUACAAUGAGAAGCCCGUCAAACUAGAAGACAGUCCUGCAUCAGCUAGUCAAAUCAAAGUACAAGAGACAAGUGCAGUAGCACCAGCACAGACUUAUACACAGUCAUCAACCACUCAAAAACAGCAGGCGGUAGUGGUCAAUCCCAUCGCAGACCAAUACAAAGUGGUUCAGAACCAGAACGGUCGCGUCAAUACCUAUCCGGUGCGCACCGGUACCACCGAAACUGUGCCCAGCGGUUUCCGCGGCACAGUAAAUGUGGAAAAGAAGUUCCACACGAAAGCAUUGGAGCUGCACAACACUGAAGACAAGAAAGUACACAUCAGUGCCGAGGAUGAUGAUACCAAAUCAUCUAAAGCUGACGCGCCCAAGCCUCGUGCACCAGAUAGCUAUGUGACAGUCACCAAGUCCGUGACUGGUAGCAUGGACAAUUCAAAGAACCCACCACAGGAGAACAAAAACUUCCAGUCCACAUACUACACAAAGUCGUCGACAUGCGGCUACUUUACCUUCUCCUGCAACAUUGUCUAUGGCGCCAAUGGACGCAGUAAAAUCUGCCGCCCCAAGGCGCCAUCAAAUGGCAAGUGCUAGUGGCAUUCCCAACAGAAUAUAGAUCAGAACAUAAACAGUUUACUACUAACCUAUACUUGUAUUUUCCGCACUUUCAUUAAGCAUUUAAGUUUUUGCUAAUUUAAGAGUUUUACUGCCAUUUUACUACUCGUGCACAAACUGAAUUUGUAAUUAAUAUUUAAUACGGAAUAAAGAACACACAUUGUCGUGAAACUUUUGUCACAA
Molecule: messenger RNA, 5982 nt
Organism: Drosophila innubila
Lineage: Eukaryota; Metazoa; Arthropoda; Insecta; Diptera; Drosophilidae
Product: collagen alpha-1(IV) chain-like
Exons: 9
Coding region: 124-5778 (1884 amino acids)
Source: RefSeq, a predicted model, not a curated record